Eurytemora carolleeae is the source of this 1786-nucleotide messenger RNA. RefSeq names its product trafficking protein particle complex subunit 13. The transcript has 12 exons. Gene Ontology annotation, cellular component: TRAPPIII protein complex. Bases 4 to 1245 code for a protein of 413 amino acids. NCBI's taxonomy places the organism in Eukaryota, Metazoa, Arthropoda, Copepoda, Calanoida, Temoridae. The record is from RefSeq and is a predicted model, not a curated record.
AGAAUGGGAGACACGAGGGUAGAACACUGUUUAGCUCUCAAGGUGAUGCGACUAACUAAACCUACUCUAGGUCUGCCCUCUCAGUUACACUCGGAUAGAUCAGAUCUUACUCAGGAUUUAUUGAUUGAAAACUUGAAGACCGAUGUCAACAGCCUGGACACCCUGGAGGGACUAAACCUCGGCAAACUUUUAAUUCUACCUCAAUCUUUCGGAAAUAUUUAUCUCGGUGAAACCUUCAGCAGUUAUGUUUGUGUACAUAACGACAGUACAGAGACAUGUAGGAAUGUGAGCGUAAAAGCAGAUCUACAGACCGGUACUCAGAGAAUAGGUUUAGUUACCGGACAGGAGAGAUUAACCCUUGCACCUGGAGAAACUAUAGAUCACGUGAUCCAUCAUGAAGUGAAGGAGCUGGGAACCCAUAUUCUAGUCUGCGAUGUUACCUACGCAAGUCCAACAUCAGACAAAUUAAAUUUUAGAAAAUUUUUUAAAUUUCAGGUGAUGAAACCUCUGGACGUGAAGACCAAGUUCUACAACGCUGAGUCUGACGAGGUGUUCCUGGAGGCCCAGGUUCAGAAUAUUACUCUGGGGAACAUAAACCUGGACAGGGUGGUUCUUGAACCUUCUUCAGUAUUUACAGUGAAACCAAUUCAUCUUGGUACAAACGAUAAUACUGGUGUCUUCUCAUCAGGAACCUGUCUACAAUCACAGGAUUCCUGGCAGUUUUUAUUCUGUUUGAGUCCUCGUCCUGAUCUUGUGACAGAGAAAACCCUCAAAUCUCUAACUAACAUCGGCAAGCUGGAUAUAGUCUGGAGAUCUGCAUAUUGUGAUAAGGGUAGACUUCAGACCUCGCAGCUCCAAAGAUUAGCUCCGAAUACAGGAGAUCUCAAGGUUUCAGUUCUUCAUUCUCCAGCUUUAGCUCUCAUUUACCAACCUCUUCCUAUACAGAUAAGGAUAACAAACAACUGUGAUCGAACCCUGGAAUUGGAACAGAACUUGGAUCUGAACUCUGAGAAGAUCUCCUGGGUCGGAGUAACCAAUACAAACCUUGGUUUAUUGGAACCAGGAGGAUCAAUUAAGAUUGGUGUAGAACUGGUACUCCAGGAGUGUGGACUCCAGUCUCUACCUGGUCUUCAGCUCAAGGACUCCCUACUCACCCGGGUAUACGAGUUCAACGAUCUAGCGCAGAUAUUCUGUAUUGAUGAUCAGGAUCUAUUCUCUUUCAUCAAAUCAGAAUAUAUUAAAUAAAUGUUAUCAUAGUUUUGGAAUAUAUUAACUAAGAUGUCCCUUUUCUUAGAAUAUAUCAAACAAAUUUAAUAUUUAAAACAAUUAUAUUCCUUUUCCCCCAGCAUUAAAAACAAAUACCGUAAUUGUUUAAAUCCUCUCCAGACGAUUUGAAAAUUAUUUGUUAAGGAUAAAAAAUAAAUAAAAUAAAUUGUUAUCAUGAAAAAGCUUCUGAAACACAAAUUGACAUCUUCAAGCUUUCUUUUCCUAUUCCUGUUUUAAUCCUCAUUUCUUUUCCCUAAACCACUUAGAUUUAUUGCUUUUAGUUAGUCCCUUCUUCUCUUCUCCCCCCCCCCCCUACCCCCUCCAAAUUACAAUUUAUAUGGAAUUUGGCCAGUUUUCUUUCUAUUUUAUUUUAUAUUAAAUUUCUCCCUGUGAUAGUUUGAAAUGCAUUUAAUAAUUGAAUUCUCGGAUCUUUUAAUCUACUAAUAUUAUUGUUCUAGAUUGUUUAAUGUUUUUAUGAAAAAUAAUAGAAAAUAUUAAAAUAAAGCUCUUCCAUUUUAAA